AUGUCAUCGAGGCGGGGCGCCAAGCCGCCGCGCUUGACACCUGGGGCGCUGGCUGCGCACGCGGCAGCACACACCCCCGCCCAGAAGACGAUUACGAAGGUGUCGACUGCGCCGUCUGCCUCCAAGGCAGUCAGCCUGGCAGGCGCGUCCACCGCGGCAGGAGAUGGGGCCACCAGGAGGCGAGGUCCCAAUAAGAAGGUCAGUUGCUCCAGGAACGCGUGCAAGGAGGUGAUGCUCAGUGGCAAGGCUGCCUGCGCCGAGUGCCAUGCCACCUUUGCGUGGGGCAACUUCGACGGCGAGGGGGCGCUCGAGGAGGUCAUUCAGAAAUGCAACACAGAGCCGUCCAGCGAUCAGCUGUUCAGUAAGGUCAACACCAUCAGGAUCCAGAAGCACCUCGGUGAGAAGACGAUGGAGACUGAGCAGGUAGUUGGACAGGAAUCGCACAAGCUCAGAAUCAUCGAGACUUGGGAUGGCCACCUGAAGUCGACCAUCGAAUCCGAGUCGGGGAAGAGCUUCAAGGAGCUGAAGCUGACGCAGACGCUGCUGCCUUCUGCUGACCUGCGGGCCGCGCACCCAGGGGCACUGACCAAGGUCAAGGGCGUCAGAUACGAGCUGGUGAAAGAGCACAUCGUCUCGAAAGACACGUUCAAUAUGCUCCACUCGAGCCAGAUGCGCAAGCAACAGGGCGCCAACGCUUUCAAGAGGGCCAAGCAGCAGUGGACUUCUGCGUUCGUCAGGAGGCUGCGGAACACGACCAUCACCAAGCUCGACUUGGGGGGUGAUGACGUUCCGCCAGACGACGGCGACGGCGGCCCUGCAGACGAUGAUUUGGACGCAGAAGGUGAGGAGGGAGAAGAGGAGGAUGACCCAGAUGCGGCUGACCCUUGCAUUGAUGAGGCUGCGGGCAAUCCUGCGCCCACGCUUGCAGCACCGUCUGCCGCGGGCGCUGCUGCUUCCUCGGCGCCGCGGUAUCCGCAGCCAUCCCCGCCCAGGUCCAUCAAGGCUGCCUCCGCCGUCGGGGCGUCGGUUCGGAGCCCUGCUCCGAAGAGGUCGCCUUCUGGCGGCAUGUCUGUCCUGCAACGCGUGCCGCAGGACGGCAAGUACGAGUACUACGGGGUCACGUGGGGCACGAACGAUGCCGAGGAGAAGGCAGCGCUCGAGAAGCUGGUGAAGUGCGACCCCAUCGAGGCCUUGAUGGACCAGUGCACGAAGGCCAGCGAGAGGUGGGCCAGGGAGUUGCACAAAAAACGGGCUGACGCUGACCCCAGCGACUCGAUUGCCACUCACAUCCAGAAGCACUUCGCGUUGAUGGCGCGGUGCAGGGCCGUCUCCCUCAACAGCCUCCCGUGCUACGGCAAUCGGGAGGAGCGCAUCCAGGACAUCGAGGCAGUGGUCAAGGCGAAGGUCGAGUUCCCGAUCGAGUGGCAGGUCGCAGUUGCUUUUCGCGCGCUGGAAGACAUCACCCAGUCGAGCUCCAUGUUGGCACAUAUCAAGGAAGCCAUGGUCAUCGCGUCGUUCGUUCCAGCCGAUUUCUCCGCCACGUUUGAGUUCGACCCCCUGCAGCCCGAGAUGCAUGCGAUCGUCGGUUCACCCGAUGAGGUUGUGUCUCGCUGGCGGGGCGCGUUCAGCAGGAUCCUGAAGGCGUUGGUCAGGCUUGCAGAGGGGAAGCCGAACUCACAGGCAGUCGCCGCGGCCAUCCAGCUAGAGGAUAUUCUCACCGACCUCGACGUCGACUCUGACCCCUCGUACCACAGCUGCCUCCAGGAGUCCCUCAAGCCACUCAGGUGCCUCAUCUGUGUCUUCGACUGUUCGCACUUAGAGUUUUACGACGACGUGGCCGACACGCUGAGGGCUGCGAAGGCGGGUGGCCUCGCGGUCAACGAUACGAGGCGCGCCGUGAUCGACGCUAUGGAUAAGCUCCCCGCCUGCACCGCCAAGCUCGAAGAGAUCAAGAAGAGUUCCAGGGCGGCCCAGCAGCACUCCGAGCGCAUUAUGACGAUGUGUGAGGCCAUUGUAGACGAGACAAAGACCCACCCGCCGCAGCAGCUUCAUAAGUGGCUGGACAUGCUGAUGAAGGCGAAGAUCGAGAUCGGCAUCCCUGAUGCGACGGCGCAUGCCUUCAACACGUUCGGCACGGCCCUGGAACGGCACCUUUCCGAGGGCAGCGUGCGGCACAUCCUUUCGGGCGACGUCGGAUGCAUCGCAGUCGCUGGGCAGCUCAUGGAGUUCCUGCGGGCCGCGUGUCCGCACUUCCCUGGGCACAGUGGUGUCAUUACGAAGGCGAUGGAGCUAGGAAGUGCGUUCCUCGAGCAAGCCAGUAAGACUGCGAUCGCCGACGCAGCUGCCGAUGCAUUCGGCAACUUGUCGAGGGCGUCCCAAGGCGAGGUGGAGUUCAAGCCGAUCAUCGACCAGACGGCUGCGGCCAUCAACGACUUCGUCAACUCGCAGCUCACCAUCAACGAUGACCAGGCCUCGGACGCGGUGCGGGGCAUCAAGUGUCUGAAUGAUGCGAGGUUGGCGCAUUACCACAUGUACUCGCCUGCGUUCAUGGGGAACUUGAGCGCCCUCGCAGUCUCCCUGAAGAGCAUGGUCCUCGAUCAGGCGGAGUGCAGGGCCGCCGACGCUUUCGAGGACUUGUGGGCAAAGCUGUCGGCGGUGUCGGCGGCGAAGCAGUCGUGGAUGCAGUUGGGGGGGGCCGUUGAGGCUCGGAUCGCCGCGGACGUUGGCCUUGGAGCGAUCUUGGACGUGCUGUCCGCGACCGUCGCCCUGGAGAAGGCUGUCAACGCAGUUGGCAGCAACAGCGUGGCUGACAUCGGGAAGGUGGCGGCGGUAACCUGCGACAGCAGCGACAGGGAGCUCCAGCUAGCGCUGGCCUCGAGCAAGCUGGAGAACAUCGGCCAAGGUGUGGACGACGGCACCGACUGGGCGAGGGACCUCUCCGACAAGACAAUCGAGGAGGUGAAGGCCGUCGGGAAGACCGACUUCCUCGCGGAGUUCAAAGCGUUGGAGCUGGAGGCGGCCAUCGGCACGGUGGAGGGCGCCCUCACCAGUGCCAAGGCCCUCUGCGAGAAGUUCGGGCGGGAGCCGAACGCUGACUUGGUGUCGAGAGCCAACAGAGCGCUGCUCAUCGGGAAGAAGACCCGCUGGGAGGGCUUGAUCCUGCUCGAGCUCGUGGCGAUGGACGCCCAGAGCAACGAUUCGGCAGAGCGCGGCACGACUGUUGCGAACAUCAGGAAGUUCAAGCGCCUCGCCGAGAAAGAUGGAGUAUUCAAAAACAUGUUGCCGCAGAUAGUUGAGGCCGUGAGCUCCGCUGAGAGCAGCAAGAAGAGCGUCGUCGUCGUCACCACGACGGAGGCCGCCGACGGCGACCCCGCGGACCCCUUCUCGCCGCCCGACGACGCGGCCGAGCCCGCCCCCGCGGUGCCACCGAGGCCCGCCGAGGUGCUCGGCAGCGCCCCGCCGCCCGCGCCGCAGGAGUGGGGCGGCGCCGCGGCCGCACCUCCGCCGCCGCAGGCCGAGGCGCUCGAGUCCUCGCUGUCGGCGCUCCUCGGCUCCGCCCUGGCGCAGUCGCCGGUAGAGCUGGAGGACCCCGCCCCGGCGCCUCCGCCGCCGGCGCUCUUCGAGGCGGCCUCCGACGGGCUGGACCCUGAGGCGGCGCUGAGCGCGCCAGCCGCAGGCGGCCUGCCCGCGGCGGCCGACGACCUGGAGGUGGCAGAUCUCGAGGGCAAGGAGAAGGACGGGACCGGAGGGGUGCUGCAGUCAGGGACGACGCCGUAG
Molecule: messenger RNA, 3777 nt
Organism: Prorocentrum cordatum
Lineage: Eukaryota; Dinophyceae; Prorocentrales; Prorocentraceae
Source: the annotation of a GenBank genome assembly